AGCGCGCGGUGGACGGACAGGAGCCGGGCGGGCAGGCGGGCGCGCGCGCGCGCGCGCGCACGAGAGGCAGAGUGACUGACGGGCGCCUGGAGGGCUAGCGGGCGCGAAGCCGGGGGGCGCGUAGCGGGCGGCGAGGGCGGCCGGCCCGGCACGCGAGCCUGUGAGAGGGUUCGGCCGAGUUCCCUUUGUGAACCCGCCUCCGGGCGGCGCGGCCUGUCGAAGGCGGCCUCCCGUGGCGCGAGAGAACCUUCCAGAGCCUUCCAGAACCUUCACGUUCCUGAGGCGCCACGUGCUGCCGCGGCUCCCACGGCGCAGCCUCUGGGAGCGGCCCGGGAAGCAGGUAAGAUACUCGCUCUGGCUUCCUGCCGCCCGUGAGUCUUUGCCCUGUACGGUCCCCCAAGAUGUGUCUGCCCGCUUUUCUUCCAGUCGGCUGAAUGCUGCAUUCUCCACAGUGUUGCCUCAGGCAGCUCCACGGAGAUGGCCCUGAGCUGGGCUGCCGGGCUGUGGGUUCAGGGCCCGUAUCCCACCCGACGCCGGUCCGGCCAGCCCAGGCUGCGGCUCUCGGGUAUUUGCCAGGGUUUCCACCUCGCGCCCCUCGGCCCGAGGCCAUCUCCUGCGUCCAGCUGCUCUCGUGGCCGGUUAGCGGCUACGGCGUCUGCAGACGCUUGCCAUCGAGGGAGACCCCGUGACCCCAAGGGGAAAUAGACACUGGUCACGGUUCAGGAUUCUGCUGGGCGGGACAGCCAGUCCCCGCAGAGCCCGCAGGGGGAAGGAACGGGUGCAAGGCCGGGAGCUGGCCCCCCUUCUCCCUAGAGAGCCCUCAAGUACCCAGAUGCAAGAGGGUGCGACCGUGACCGCCGUCGGCAGAGAGCUGUUACCAGGCCUUGUCCGGAGGGUGGAAAGGAAAGUGUCCCCUAUUGUCUCCCCAAAAUGACACACAAAACAGGGACAAAGAGAGCCUGCCUGGCUGGAAGGGCUCUCGGCCCCCGAUUUCCACAGUGGCCCUGGGGACAGCAGACAACAGGCAGGGACAGCAGAAAACGUGGGACGACAGCCCGCUUUGUGCGCCACCGGCUGGCCGUGUGAGAGGCUGAGGCUUUCUGCAGCCGUGUCCAUCCAAUUUCAGGAGAACCGGAACCGUGGGAGGGUUCAGCGGGCCCAUUGUGCCCUGCCCUGCCCCCCCCCACCCCCCCCAGGACUCGUGGGGCCCGGCAUCCCCGCGGGCAGUCAGCACAGCUUUUUGGGAGAAGGUCCUGCUGAGCACUGGGCCCUGGAACCGGGACGGGUCAGAGCUGGGGCCUAAGGCAGCUCGGAGAGGGUGGCCCCACAGUGAGUGUCCCGGGGCUGGAUGUGGGGCCCUCGGCUUGCCCCUUGUCGCUCGUUCCAUCCCACCCUCCUGACUUCCACCCCCUGACCCCACCGCGGCCUCCCUCCCCAACAGGGACACCCGUCUGCCGUCCUGUCAGCGCCAGGAUGGAGAAGGUUCUCCCUGCUUCCCGUGGGUUAGCGAGUGGAGGGUUUGUUGGGGUUUCCCGGGUUUUGGUCUUAACACUUUACUAUAGUUUGCAGGGGGAAAUUUCCAGAAGGGCAAGGGAGGCAGCACUCUGCUUGGAGCCAAAGGAAACACACUCAGAACAAGACACGGCGUUCCUUGCCCGUGGGAGGAGUGGGCAGGCGGCCCUCCGGCCUGGGGGGCUGCCUGGGCAAGGGACAGGUUGGACAGCCGCCUGGCACCUACCCCCCGCCGCCCGUCCCUCUGCUUCCGAGCGCUCGGCACGUGGGGCGGUCCCGGGGCCCUCGAGAAAGCAGGGUCCCGAGAGGCGGCGGCGGCACCACGUGAGCCCCACGCCUCCAACACCCCCCAGGGAAGCGCACGCAGGGCGGCCGGCCUGGCCGGAGCCGGACGAGAGCCGGGGCCCGGGGAGAGGAGCCCACGGAUGGAGCACGGCCCGGGCCGGGGAGAGGAGCCCCGGGGGGAGGGAGGCGGAGCUCAGGCAGCUAACGCUGACCACUGACCUGCGGAGAAGAAGGACGCCAGCCCGACGGCAGUCACGGGAGCUUGGGGUAGCAGCCUGCCUUCGGGGACUUUUAAGUCAGCCACCGCGGACAGGUCACCUCCGGCCUGGCCGAGCGCGGGGCUCCGUUCCUCCAGGAGGUGACGUCUGUCCAGAGCCGGACGCCGGGCGCAGGGGGGCAGGGCUGCGAAGGCAGACCGCGGCCCGGCGGGGAGGACAGGACAGGAUGCGUGGGGAAAGGUUGCGACAGUCAGCGGGGCCAAGUGACGCACGGGGUACGCAUCCAUCGUCGGGGGAAAGAAAAGUGGUCCGUGAGCACCGGGCUGGAGGCGUGGACACGGGCAGAUGCGCCCGCUCGGGGCCAGCGUGGGUCCGGUGGACGCCUGUGCGCCGAGAACCGCGCGGGCGGCGUGGGCGCCUUCCCGUCUUUCACGUUCUCGGCGUGUUCGUAGCGGCAAGAAGGCCACCAGUGUUCUGCCAGGGCCCGCGAGGCACCGCGGGGGCCGGGGGUCGGUCGGCACGGGGAGGCGACAGGGCAGGGGUCCGGGAGCAGGUCCCGGCCCCGGGCCGGCUCUGACACUAAUUCCCUGUCAGAGCAGGGGUUAGCGCUGCCCUCGCGUGACCCUCCUGUGAGAAACAGUGACAACUGUAAAAUCACAGACCGCUGGGUCCGGGGACCACAGACAAUGACGCGACCGUGCAACCACCCGGCGCGCUGAAAACCUAGCACACCGUCUCCCAGAAUACAGGCGGAUGUCUCCCAAAAAUGUUGAACUGUUUUUUUUUUUUUUUUUGUAUCGUAAGAAUACGUUCUCCUUAAAAUUUUU
Prionailurus viverrinus (fishing cat) is the source of this 2842-nucleotide messenger RNA. RefSeq names its product translation initiation factor IF-2-like. The coding region runs from base 1474 to 2592 and encodes 372 amino acids. The record is from RefSeq and is a predicted model, not a curated record. Lineage: Eukaryota; Metazoa; Chordata; Mammalia; Carnivora; Felidae. The transcript has 2 exons.